Messenger RNA from Stegostoma tigrinum, 4941 nucleotides. It is a transcript of the gene eif2s3, whose product is annotated as eukaryotic translation initiation factor 2, subunit 3 gamma. NCBI's taxonomy places the organism in Eukaryota, Metazoa, Chordata, Chondrichthyes, Orectolobiformes, Stegostomatidae. The coding region runs from base 66 to 1484 and encodes 472 amino acids. Gene Ontology annotation, biological process: positive regulation of translational fidelity; formation of translation preinitiation complex. Gene Ontology annotation, cellular component: eukaryotic translation initiation factor 2 complex; cytosol. The transcript is spliced from 12 exons. The record is from RefSeq and is a predicted model, not a curated record. Gene Ontology annotation, molecular function: GTP binding; tRNA binding; translation initiation factor activity.
UUGGAGGGGUUGCAUCAUUCUGGGAGCGGCGGUUGGUGGCGGGCGGUUGGGAGGCCGGGAGCAGGAUGACGGGAGAUGAUGUCGGUGUCACUGUGGGCCAGCCGCACCUGGCGAAGCAGGACCUCAACGCCCUGGAUGUUAGCAAAUUAACACCUCUCAGUCCAGAAGUCAUCAGCAGGCAAGCUACGAUCAAUAUAGGCACAAUUGGCCAUGUAGCCCACGGCAAGUCCACUGUAGUUAAAGCUAUAUCCGGUGUUCAGACUGUCCGAUUUAAAAAUGAACUGGAAAGAAAUAUUACUAUCAAGUUGGGAUAUGCCAAUGCAAAGGUUUACAAACUUGAUGAUCCCAGUUGUCCAAGGCCUGACUGUUACAGGUCAUGUGGUAGCAGCACGCCAGAUGAGUUCCCUUCAGAUAUCCCUGGAACUAAAGGAAAUUUUAAGCUAGUCAGGCACGUUUCUUUUGUGGAUUGUCCAGGGCAUGACAUCUUGAUGGCAACUAUGUUGAACGGAGCUGCUGUCAUGGAUGCAGCUUUGCUUCUAAUAGCUGGUAAUGAAUCUUGCCCACAGCCUCAGACUUCAGAGCAUCUGGCUGCUAUUGAAAUCAUGAAACUGAAACAUAUUCUGAUUCUGCAGAACAAGAUUGACCUUGUAAAGGAAAGUCAAGCAAAGGAACAGCAUGAACAGAUUCUUGCUUUUGUUCAGGGUACAGUUGCAGAAGGAGCACCGAUUAUUCCAAUCUCAGCACAACUAAAAUACAACAUUGAAGUAGUGUGUGAAUAUAUUGUAAAAAAAAUUCCAGUUCCCAUCCGAGAUUUUGUAUCUGAACCAAGGCUAAUUGUUAUUCGAUCCUUUGAUGUCAACAAACCUGGCUGUGAAGUAGAUGAUCUAAAAGGUGGUGUAGCUGGUGGAAGCAUUCUGAAAGGAGUAUUAAAGGUAGGACAAGAACUUGAAGUUCGACCUGGUAUUGUGUCAAAAGACCAUGAGGGGAAGCUGAUGUGCAAACCCAUUUUUUCAAAGAUUGUAUCACUCUUUGCAGAGCACAAUGACCUUCAGUUUGCAGUACCCGGUGGCCUUAUUGGUGUUGGAACUAAGAUUGAUCCAACUUUGUGCCGUGCUGAUCGUAUGGUGGGACAGGUGCUUGGUGCUGUUGGAGCUCUUCCAGAAAUCUUCACAGAGUUGGAAAUCUCCUAUUUUCUUCUCAGGCGAUUGUUGGGUGUGCGUACAGAAGGAGACAAGAAAGCAGCAAAGGUACAAAAGUUAUCCAAAAAUGAGGUGUUGAUGGUAAAUAUAGGAUCCCUUUCUACUGGAGGAAGAGUCAGUGCUGUAAAGGCUGAUUUGGGGAAGAUAGUGCUCACUAAUCCAGUGUGCACAGAAGUUGGUGAAAAGAUUGCCCUUAGCCGAAGAGUAGAGAAACACUGGCGUUUAAUUGGCUGGGGUCAGAUAAGAAGAGGUGUAACGAUAAAGCCAACAGUUGAUGAUGAUUAAAGCUGGAGAGAAUGGUAUCAUUGAAGAGGACUAGUGAACUGCCUGUAGCAGAAUAUAACAUUUUCCAAAUACAGUUAAAUACUACUUAAACAUGGUUUAAAAGAACUUAUGGUAUCAAGACAGUCGACUUGGAAAAGUGUUUUUUUUAAAUUCAGCUAUCUCCUGGUGACAAAAAGAAGUCUAAUUUAUAUUUGAAUAGAAGUUGUUUUCUCUGCAAGAAUAAAGUUUCAUUCAAUCAGGUCUGUCAACAUUGGCAGUCAGUGAACAUAAAACAUUAAAAGUGUUUUGACAUUUAAAAUUAAAUGUGCAUUUUUACCUUCAUAUGUUCCUGCCUAAGUCUAGAUCUUUCUGCUGUUUCAUUCAAAUAGAAUAAUUUUGCCAGCACUGCAAGGGAUUGUCCUUGCAGAGCAUUUGAUAAAUUGCAUUGAGAAAGGGUGAUGAGGCAAAUUUAUUUAAGCUUGAUCAAGGACCAUUGAAUUUCAUGCUUGUUGAAUAUCAAACUUAAUGUUAUUUUCAUUAGAAUGUCUUGAGUGUUUAUUACAUGAGCUCUCAAACAGCCUUCAAUCUGAAAACCAGUUCUAAUGUUUUAUCAAUGAGUAGAGAAUAACUUGCUGAUAUGUUGCAAUUUGGGGCUGAUUCCGUAUAGAAUAAUGGAAUGAAAAUCAUCUUUGACAGCUGUCAGUACCGAUCCUGUAUGAAGCAAAUGUGCAGACUCCAUCAGGCAUGAGCGUGCAAAAACAACUAGCACAAUUGGUUUCCAUUUGCAAACAGUCUCAAUAAAGGCAGUUGAUACGAGAAGUGGAAAAUGACACUGGUAUUUAGCAGCAGUGAGGGGUCUGAAGUGAAAUGGAAAUAGUUAUUCAACUAGUUCAUCAAAUGACUAAUCGCUAUUGAUCCUGGUUACUGAAAAGUGUUUUAAUUUUUUGUUGUACAAUUUGGUACUUUUGUGUCACUUAAAAAUCGAAACCUUGAACUGAUUACAGCAAUCUAGUGAAAUGUUCCAGUCCUACAAACAAUGCCAUGAGCUAACAAAAAUGGUGGUUAUGAUUAUCAAAUGGAAAUUUGCUCAGCCAAGUUAGUCCUUUUUGUUCUGAAGUGAUGUUCCUCCUUGCAAAGUUAUUUAUAUAACUUUGGGAUUCAAUCUAUUUCAGCCACUGAGUAAUUAAGCCAUACAGACUAAUCUAUUUUGCAUUCAGUCAGGGCAUCUCUUAGACAUACUACUCCAUAGAUGUCAACUGUGAAGGAAAUGGAAGCAAAUGGCAGUUAUUGCUAAGACAUUAUGUUCACUAUUGGCAAAUAAUACCUAGGCAGUUGUUUUUAAAAGAAGGGCAUUUGGAUGACAAGCCAAUGGUGACUUAUGGAUUUGAAACUAUGCAACAAGCAACAGAGAUAGGAAUAAAAUUAAAGAAACAACACAGUCUUUAGUCCUGCUGAUUUAAAGGAACAAUUACUAAGUCAAGAAAAACAUGGCAAGGCAUAAAAUUAUGCCUUGAAUACUGCAGAUAUGGAAUCAUAGAAUUCCUACAAUGUGGAAGCAGGCCUUUGAGUCCACACCUACCCUCCAAUGAGCAUCCCACCCAGACCCCUACCCUAUCCCUGUAACCCCACAUUUCCCAUGACUACCCCCCUCACCCCCGGCCUGCACAUUCUCUACACUAUGGACAAUUUACCAUGGCUAAUCCAUCUAACUUGUUAUCUUUGGACUGAGGAAAUCGAUGUAGACAAGGGGAGAAUGUGCACACUCCAUAUAGACAGUUGCUAUAGAGUGGAAUCAAACCUGGGUUUCUAGCGCUGUGAGGCAGCCGUGCUAACCACUGAGCCAUCGUACUGCCCUUAAAUUGUAUGGCAGCAGCUACAUGUAAAACAUGUUCUUUGUACCAUUUUCUGACAUUUUGUUUUCCAUUUUGAGAAAAUAUCUGUUAAGUUUCUGUGCCUCUGGAAUUCUCAUCUCAGCUGGAUGAUAGCUUAAAUAUUUCCUGAUCACUUUUAAGGUUCAUACUUACAAUUGCACCCAUGAUGUAAUAUAAUUUAAAAUUUCGAAGUGAACUUUAGAUGUUUUUAUAACUGUUUUAUACCUAUGAUGUCUUUAUUAGUGAUCUUUAGUCAACGUGUUUUAUUGUUCUACAAAUACAUUAAUUCCCAUUUUUAAUGUAAGAAAUAGGAUUAAUGCUUAACAGUCAUAAAUUUUCUACCUGCUUUUUAAUCAAAUGCAGCAUCAGUAGAUGGUGGCACCUUCCAUAGAAAUUUAAAGGGGCAUUUGGCCUUCAUUGUUGCUGAUUUAAUUGCCAUUUUUGACUCCAUUCUUUUUUUUAAUCAGUAGAAAAUUGCUGUUUUUUCUGCCCUCGAAUGAAUAAAGGUAAUCCGUGAAUUCUACUGAUUGCAGUUGUACCAGAUUAAAACAAAAUGCCAGAAAUACUCUGCAGGGGCUGGCAGCAUUUAUGGAGCGAGAACAGUUUCUGAAUCGAUGAUCUUUCAUCAGUCCUUGGGGGCCAAAAUGAAAUUUGUCAGUUUUAAGAUGUUAACUCUGGUUGUUUGUCCAUAGACAAUGCCAGACCUGCUGAAUAUUUGAGGGUUUUUUUGUCAACACUGCUGUUUUUGUGUUCCUUUGGAAAUUUUAUAUUCAUGCAACCACUACUCAUUUAAUCCUACGGACUUCAGUUUUGCUCAUAAGUUCAAGCCACUUUUUCAAUUUUUAUGAUUGUACAGUUGUCCAUCUAACAAUCCUCUUCAGCUGGCAUGUGCUUGAAAUUUCCUCGGUAGUUUAUCUUCAAGCAAUAACACUCAACUAUUGGUACAGUUUCAGUUCCAAGUAGGUAGUUUCAUUUAGUUCCAUUAAUUCAAGAUCCUUUUUUUUCCCCAUUUCUAUUAAAUAAGAUGUAUUAAACAUGUCAGACUUGUUGUCUAAACCUUCAUCCAUUUAAAUGAUAACUUCAAAAAACUGUAUCUGAACUGAAUUUCCAGUACAGGUCCCUUCAUAUCUGUGGGCCUGAGAUCUAGUCACAACACAAUCUUAAAACAAUUCAGACUGUAUCUCUUGUAGCAACUCAGUUUCUCGUAGCUUUUUUUGAACCAGCCAGUUCAUUUCUCUAAUUAAAAUCAAUACUUUGUAUAGGGAUUUCUUUCACUACUCCAAUCACAUUUCCUUAGUCAUAGCUUAAUCCAAAUCUGUAUAAUCAGACUGUUUGUAACCUGUGUAUAUCUCCAGUUAAUAUUUUCUUUCAUUAACCUCUGGAAGACUAACACUAUCCUCAGUACACAUUAGUUAGUGACUGACUAACUCUACUGUGUUGCAAUAUCUUUAUUGACUUGUAUCUAAUUCAAGGAAUAAGGAAAUAUCCUCCUUUUUGAGCAAAACAUUCAGAACAUUGAGUUGUCCUGAUUCUGUAUUAAUAUUCAAAGAAAAAUGUUCGUGAUUAGCAUGAGUUACUAAUCAUUAGUAAAAUCUAUGGGAACAUAA